Lentinula edodes (shiitake mushroom) is the source of this 1399-nucleotide messenger RNA. Its product is annotated as UAA transporter. The transcript has 3 exons. Gene Ontology annotation, molecular function: UDP-N-acetylglucosamine transmembrane transporter activity. NCBI's taxonomy places the organism in Eukaryota, Fungi, Basidiomycota, Agaricomycetes, Agaricales, Omphalotaceae. The record is from RefSeq and is a predicted model, not a curated record. Gene Ontology annotation, cellular component: endoplasmic reticulum membrane; Golgi membrane. Gene Ontology annotation, biological process: transmembrane transport. The coding region runs from base 49 to 1245 and encodes 398 amino acids.
CACGUGCUUCGCUACGAUCUCAUUCACUGUUCACCACCAUAGACAUAGAUGCUUACCGAGUGGUUGACCACUAUAUCCUUUGUCUUUGGGGGCUGCUGCAGCAAUGCCGUCACCCUGGAGCAAUUGACUUCACAGUUUCCGCGCGCUGGUUCUCUGAUCACAUUUUGUCAAUUUGCGAUCAUCUCUCUCCAAGGGAUUCGCAGGCAUGUUACAUGGUCUUCCUAUGGUCCCAGAUUAAAGCCCCGCAGGAUCCCACUUAUGCCUUAUCUCGUCCAAGUUGUGCUUUUCUACCUCGUUUCUCUCCUGAACAAUGCGGCGUUCGCGUAUCGCAUCCCUAUGGCAGUACAUAUCAUCUUCAGAAGUGGAGGGCUUGUAAUAAGUAUGAUCCUUGGAUGGAUCUUCGCUGAGAAGACUUACACCACUGCCCAAGUUUUAUCUGUUUUCAUUGUCACACUCGGAGUCAUAUUCACAACUCUUUCCGCCUCCGAGCCCUCAUCGAACGUCAUGAUCGAAAGCUCUGCCCGGGUGUAUCUGACCGGCAUAGGCAUCCUGACCCUUGCACUCGUUUUUUCAGGCUUUCUCGGUCUGGUACAAGAUUAUACAUACACAACGUAUGGGCGUCCAUCAAACUCUUCAGACAAAUCAUUUGCCGCCCCCACCUGGCAAGAAUCAAUGUUCUAUCUCCAUUUUCUGGCUUUGCCCAUGUUUGUGACGGUCCGGAAGGACUUGAUGUCACAAUUUUAUGCGUUGAGUCGAGGUCCACUUGCCUCUUACACGAUUGCAGUACCUCCUUCAAUCUCUGCUACCAUCCUACCUUCACUACCAUUGCCUCCCCCGUCAGCUACCCCGUUAUAUCCCAAGUCUUCAUCGUUCCUAUCCUUUACGAACGUUGGAACUUCCUCGACUUCAUCCCUCGUCGAUCCUAAUGCUCUGCUUCUACGACUCCAGCUCCCUGCCGCAUGCUUUCCUCUCCUUCUUAAUACCGUCACACAGCUGCUAUGUGCGGUUGGCGUACACCGACUCACUACUCAAGUCAGUUCACUGACUGUGACUCUGAUACUGGUUGUCAGAAAGGCUGUCAGUUUGAUCUUGAGCAUCAUAGUAGGAUGGGGUCGAAAGGCCAACAACCCUGAGAACGUCAACAUGAACAUGAUGUGGUCAGGGGCUGCGUUGGUGUUGUUGGGCACCAUUGGAUAUUCUCUAGCAACGAAUGCUACAACCUCGACAAAAAAGAAAUCGGAGUGAUUUAUGCAUAGAAUUAGAGCGGAAAUUGGACUGUGUAUAUAUACUCUGGAUUGUAAUCUAUGAUAUAGCUUUAUACUUAGCAAAAUAAUAUGUAUUUACUGCCCUACAUAUGCAUGAUUCCGUGAAAAGUAAUGUUUUUUUUCUACGGUCUGAU